Molecule: messenger RNA, 4168 nt
Organism: Archocentrus centrarchus (flier cichlid)
Lineage: Eukaryota; Metazoa; Chordata; Actinopteri; Cichliformes; Cichlidae
Gene: txlng
Product: taxilin gamma
Exons: 11
Coding region: 150-1466 (438 amino acids)
Biological process (GO): regulation of cell cycle
Molecular function (GO): syntaxin binding
Source: RefSeq, a predicted model, not a curated record
GACUGCCCGCAGAACGCUUAAUCGUUGGACGGUUUUAUUUUGAAAAUAUUUAACCGGACAUUGAGCUUGCCCUUUGUUGCUAGCUUUAUUCCUGCUUUCAUCUCCAGUGAGGACGCACAGGUAGCCGCUCCAGCUUGUGACCAACACUGAUGGAGACGUCGGGAGUUUGUGAGCUCGAUGUUGCAACGAGACGAAUCGUAGGAGGCAACGAUUCUCCGCCCGACCUGGACAGCCCAUCUCAGGAGGAGGUGUCUGAGUUUGGUUUGGGGCUGUCCUGUACCAACGAGGAGAGGGGGGAGACUCCAGGCCGAGAGGACAGUCCCAGCGAUCUGGUGGAGGCAGACCUCGAUCCCGGAGGAGAUGUCAAGAGCAGAGAGGACAAAGCUUUUGGGAAGGAGGUGGUCCUUCUGAUGCAGGCCCUGAACUCGCUCACAACUCCUGAGGAGAAGCUGGCUGCCCUGUGCAAGAAAUACGCCGACCUGCUGGAGGAGAGCCGCUGCAUGCAGAAGCAGCUGAAGGCUCUGCAGAAGAAGCAGUCUCAGAUCGUGAAGGAGAAUGCCCAGCGGUCCAGGGAGUACGAUGAACAGCGGAAGGAGGCCAUGCUGCACUUCCAGAUGACCUUGAGCGACAUCGAGGUGCAGAUGGAGCAGCACAGUGCCCACAACACUAAGCUGAGGCAGGAGAACAUGGAGCUGGCCGAGAAGCUCAAGAAGCUCAUUGAGCAGUAUGAACUCCGAGAGGAGCACAUCGACAAAGUGUUCAAACACAAGGAGCUGCAGCAGCAGCUGAUGGAUGCCAAACUGCAGAGAAUCACUGAGAUGAUGAAGGAAGUGGAGGAGAAGCAGCAGCGCGAGAGAGACUUUCUGCUGAAGGACGCCACCGAGUCCAGACGCAAGUGUGAGCUGAUGAAGGAGCAGGAAACCCAGCUGAAGCAGCAGCUCUCUCUGUACAUGGACAAGUUUGAGGAGUUUCAGAGCACUCUGGCUAAAAGCAACGAGGUCUUCACCACCUUCAGACAAGAGAUGGAGAAGAUGACUAAGAAGAUCAAGAAGCUGGAGAAGGAAACAACUCAGUGGAGGACCAAAUGGGAGAGUAACAACCAGGCCCUGCUGCAGAUGGCAGAGGAGAAAACGCUGCGUGACGGCCACUUCAAGGCCCUGCAGGGGAAGCUGGAGCUGCUGGAGAGGCUGUGCAGAGCUCUGCAGAAGGAGAGGAACGACCUCAACAACCGGCUCAGCCUCCUCCAGGAGCAGGGGGACAAAGGGAGCGCUGCCCCGCCUCAGGCUAAGCCACGGGAGGCUCCGGCUGAGGAGGAUGAAGAGGAGGAGGAUUCAGAGGAUUUGGCGCAGGGUGACGGGCUGGAAACCGGAGACGUCCAGGAAGCUCCCAGACCACCUGAAUUGGGUCCGACGGCGUGUCCUGAUGACAGUGAGCCCGCAAAGAUGGCGAGCACGCCACAGGACUGAGCUCGCCUCACAGCCUGCGUGGAGGUGAGAGGGCGUGGUGGGAGGGGUUUCACGCAGCUCCAGCCUAGUUCCACAACUAGCCAGAAAACCAUCUUCAGUGGAGAGAGAUUUUUUUCUUUUUCUUUUUUUUAACAGUAGACCUCCUCAGAUUUCUACACAGAAACUGAAGCUGUGUCUCUUUGUGUGAUAAAUGAUUGUAUCAGAUUCUCUAAAACUUAAUAAUCAGCACUUCUUCGUACUCCUCGUUUUCUACUCGAUCUUUAUUUUCAUAGGGAACCUCCAGGCAGGCCUCUGAUUCAUCUCUUCACACAUCUGAGUGUUUACUUUGAUUAGAGUCAUCAGAUUUGAUGUCAUGGCUCACUGAGAACACAGCCUGAUGGUCAGGGCGUGAUCUGAGGAAAUGGGAUCGGGGUCAGAGGUCAUCUGGACGGCUUGUUGCAGCAGCGCCAAAGGAGCAGCAGCCAUGCUUUCUGAUUAUUAAUUAAUAACUUGCUAGGUCUCCAGCAAGUGGCUCUCUCCUCCAUGUUGGUCUGCAGGUGGUAGUCCUGAUUCUGCUUCAGGUAGCACCCCAUCAACACGGUCUCCACCUGCUGCAGGUUCUGCUUAGAGCGACCCUCCAGAGGAGAACCAGGGUUACCAUCAGCCUGCAGUCCAACAUGGAGGACAGAGUCUGAUCAUUAACUAGGCUGGUAGAGAAAAGAGUAAAUCGAUUAUAGAUGGCGCUGUUCUCUUGGAUGGACGUCCAGGCUGCAGGCAUCGAGGGGUCCUGUGACACAGGAAGUGACGUGUGCUGUCCUGGCCUCGGUCCUCUGCGUGUACUGUCACUUUUUUUUUGCGGCCGCUCACCAUCUUCACGUAUAUUAUACACACCUGCUCAGUGUGCAUGCUGCAUUUCUAUUGAUGGCACAAAUGCAGUGGAUGAUUUUUGUGAGAAUUUCUGAAUCAUCAGCCAUCGUCACGCUUCAUCCACCAACGUUAACUCGCCGUGAUGACGGCUGUGCUCUCCCGCCCUCGCUGUUCGCUGCCCCCGCGAUCGAUCAGUGUGCUUAUGAAGCAACACGUUUCCUGUCCUUUAAAAACCAUUAAACGUGUUCUUGGAGUAAUUCUUCGGGAACGCGCAAACGUGGUUUGUGUGGCGAACGGAUUGAAACCGAAUGUGUGAGGAUGAAUCAAAGGCCUUCGUCCUCUGAAAGGUGAUUUGAUGUAAAUUAUGUUUGAAAAUCACAGAACGAUGGGCUUUGUCAUCUUUGACCUUUAUACUGGAAGAAAAGCUGAAUGUGAUUUUUCUUUUUUAAUGAAUCUGAAUAAAAACAGAAAUGUUGGUUUUUGUCAGUGAUGCAUAUUAUUAGGAACACCUCCUUCAGUGUGUCCUGUUCAGGAAAUCGCAGCAGGGUUCAAAUCCAGGUCUGGAUCUCGGGUUAUUCUGUAGGAUUAAGUCAUCAAAAGAAAAAAACUCACAUCCCUUUUAACUUUUAGGCCGUUCAGCAGUUUUCUUUGAUCAGAUCGUUAAAGUGGAUCUAUUCUGCUCCUUGGUUUUGUUCUGGGACCAAAGCAGCUCUGCGUGAGUCCGUCUGUAUCUCACUGGGCCUCUGUAGCUGAAACAAGCUGGUCUAAGAUAGCUUUUUUUUCUGAUUGGCUGCUCCUCGCAAACAGAUGACGACGUAUAGGGACAUGCCCUCUCUGAAACAUCCUCCCUCUGUGACAUCAUUCAGACCCAAGAGUAAAAAAAAAAAACUGAUAAACUGAGUGUGUAGAGCAGUCUGAGCUUUGGAGUUACUGCACGUACACUGAGCUCAUUAUUAGAAACUGUUCAACAUGACGGUCCACCAGCCGGAUAGUUCCACUUUAAAUCAGCUUCAGCCUGGAUUAUCCGCUUGUUUCUGCUGACGUAUCGACCGUGCUUCCGAGCGUCUCCAGCGUUGGGACGAGGUUCCCGUGUUUUUGACGUGCUGCAGUUAUUUUAACAGGCACGAACCCCAAAAAUGCUUCAGCUUUCUGUCAGCACGGUGUCCUGACACCACAUACCUGAAAGCUUCAGAAACGAGUCCUCUGUGUGGACGUGAAGCUGAGUCACAGCGAGUAAUCCAAACCACGCAGCAGCGCAUUAAUGACUAACCUCGUACUGUAGGUGGAUCAUUUCAGUCCUCUUGGCUGGAGUUUGGUCCAUUUUUCACAUCUCCCUGUCAUACAGUGGCGUUUGCCCAUCACGGACCCUCAACAUUGAGAACAUUAAACUUCGGCUGUUCUUACAGCUGCUACAAUAAUCUGAUCAUUUCAUCGGGGCUGAAAGAAUUUGGACCGUUUUUAAACAGAGUCUGAAAGAGACUCGGGAACGGUGUCAGAUUUAACAAGCGGAAAAUCACAGGCUCAGGAUGUUCUUACUUAUCCUCACCCAUGUAACGACGACGGGACCAGAUCAAUGUUUGCAUCUGUCAGAUAACAAUUAUGUGAUUAUGAUUUCAUCUGUGACCUGUAAAAGACUGUGGGAGUGGUGGUGGUGAUGCUGAGGACAAAAGUUGAAGCAUGUUUCCUGUUUCUGACUCUCAGGUAAUGUCAGAAUCUACCUCUGCAGGUGAAACUGUGAAAGAAGAGGCGCCGCAGCUUUGGAGAGCUUUAUUUUUACUAACGAUGAGCCCACGUCCCCUCGUUGAUCCAACAAUGUUCUUAAAAUCCUGUCUUGCUUUUCAAUAAACAUUUUGUAG